This is a messenger RNA of Fusarium redolens, 744 nucleotides long. RefSeq names its product dienelactone hydrolase. The coding region runs from base 1 to 744 and encodes 247 amino acids. Gene Ontology annotation, molecular function: hydrolase activity. The transcript is spliced from 3 exons. The record is from RefSeq and is a predicted model, not a curated record. NCBI's taxonomy places the organism in Eukaryota, Fungi, Ascomycota, Sordariomycetes, Hypocreales, Nectriaceae.
AUGGCAUCUCAUCCUCCUGCUGCGUGCUGCACUAUCGCCAACCUCCAUGAGGGUACUCCCAAAGGAGACGCUGUCAAAGUCGGCAAUGUCACCGGAUAUCUGGCAAAGCCAUCCAAGGAGUCUAAGCAGGCUGUUCUAUACCUACCAGACAUCUUCGGAAUCUGGCAAAACAGCAAACUUAUGGCGGAUGCCUUCGCUGCUGAGGGUUAUACAUGUCUUGUUGUUGAUACCUUCAAUGGUGAUCCAGUGCCAUUAGAGAUGCCCGAGGGUUUCGACAUUAUGAAGUGGUUGGGUCAGGGGUCUGACGGAAACAACCCUCACACGGCGGAAGCUGUGGAUCCCAUUGUCGUGUCUGGCAUUGAGUACCUCAAGGGCAUUGGUAUUACUCAGAUUGCUGCCGUUGGAUAUUGUUUAGGAGCCAAGCAUCUCAUCCGUCACUACAAGGAUGGCAUUAACGUCGGAUUCAUCGCUCAUCCCUCCUUCGUUGAGUCAGAGGAGCUGGCUGCUAUCACUGGUCCCCUCUCUAUCGCCGCCGCAGAGCUUGAUGAUCUUUUCACAGUCGAGAAACGCCAUGAGAGUGAAGGCAUCCUGUCCAAGUCAAAGCAGGACUUCCAGAUCAAUCUGUUCUCUGGAGUUCAUCACGGCUUCGCUGUCAAGGGAGACAUGAAGGACAAGAGGCAAUUGUUUGCCAAAGAGCAAGCGUUCAACCAGGCAGUGUCUUGGUUCAAGAGACAUCUUGAGUAG